AAAACCGCUUUACGUGCACAUCACUUGUCUUAUUCAGCAUUUAUAAUUUUCGUAAUAUCACUUCAUAAAAAAUAAUCAUUACAUUCCAGUCAAGUCCGUCGAACAUCAGUAUCCAACAUUCAUAUUCUAUAGAAAGAAAAAAACGUUUAGUUUAAAGAACAGGUUACACGAUGGAUGUUGAUUUUAUAGACGUAUGCGGAGUACCAACGAAAAUUGUUACUUUGGGCAAUCGAUUGGGCGAAAAGUUUGAUAAAAAAGAAAUCGUGCUGUUUAUUACUGGCAAUCCAGGCCUAUGUGAUUUUUACAUUACGUUUUUAACAACGUUAUACAAAUUUUUGCAAGGAAACGUUCCUGUGUGGAUUAUUGGUCACGCUGGACAUGACGAGCCCGAAGAUAGAAAACAUCGCAUUCCACGUUUGAAGCAUAAUAAACAAUUAUACAAUAUGGAUGGGCAAAUCAAUCAUAAGGUUGAAUUUAUUCGAAAGUAUAUUCCAUCGGAUGUGAAAAUUCAUUUGGUUGGUCACUCAAUUGGAGCGUAUAUUUCUCUAAAACUUUUGGACAUUGGUGACAUUGGCAAUCGCAUCCAGCGCUGCUACCUUUUAUUCCCAACCAUCGAAUAUAUGGCCGAAUCUCCAAAUGGAAAACUCUAUACUUCGCUCGUACAAAGAUACUUCAAGAUAAUCUACUAUCUAGCUAGAUUCUUGCAUAUAUUGCCAACAAUUUUGCAAAAUCUACUUAUAAUGAUAUUUUUCUGGGUGCGAUCGAUUCCAAGCGAGUUCUUAGAAUCGGCACUUAUGUAUAUUCGUCCCAGUGUGUUAAGCAAAAUUAUAUACAUGGCAACUGAUGAAAUGGAAAAAGUGAAGGAACCAGAUUAUGCGUUAAUUGAAAAGAACAAACAUCGUUUAACUUUCUUCUACAGUACCACAGAUGGUUGGACACCCAUCACAUACUAUGAGCGCCUGAUUGGACGCAUUCCAGAAAUUAAUGCACAACUUACCGAUAAAUAUGAUCAUGCUUUCGUGCUGAAGUCGUCGGCAAAUAUGGGCGCAUUGGUCGCUGAAUGGAUUCAACAGCACAGUGCUCAAAUUUAACUUGCUGAAAAUGUCGUUGUAACUAAACCGCCUUUCUCAGGAAAAAGAAAAAGUUACUAAUUGAAAUGAAAAAAAAAAAGAUUUGUUUCUCUUCGAAAUUUCACUCUGUAACACGUUAUUUAACGUAUUGGCUGAUGAAAUAAAAAGUUGAUAUGAAUUUUAUUUAAAAUUGAA
Molecule: messenger RNA, 1265 nt
Organism: Sitodiplosis mosellana (orange wheat blossom midge)
Lineage: Eukaryota; Metazoa; Arthropoda; Insecta; Diptera; Cecidomyiidae
Gene: sturkopf
Product: lipid droplet-associated hydrolase
Exons: 4
Coding region: 171-1091 (306 amino acids)
Biological process (GO): lipid storage
Cellular component (GO): lipid droplet
Molecular function (GO): lipase activity
Source: RefSeq, a predicted model, not a curated record